Zychaea mexicana is the source of this 441-nucleotide messenger RNA. RefSeq lists its product as uncharacterized. The transcript has 3 exons. The annotation marks the transcript as partial. The record is from RefSeq and is a predicted model, not a curated record. Lineage: Eukaryota; Fungi; Mucoromycota; Mucoromycetes; Mucorales; Lichtheimiaceae.
CAACAGGGACCUCGUGUCAAAAUUGCUGGUGAAAAUGACUAUUGCUUUUUCUUACCGCCUCAGCCCAAUGUUGAAGUGGCGCCGACCGAGGACUACGGUGUUGCUCACUGCACGUCAAAAUCAGUCGUGGAAGGAAAUGAAGAGUUCCCUAAAGGUUUCAUUACCAAGGCGCAUUACAGCAAGACGUCAAAUUACACGCAAGUGACAGGCUAUAUGGACCCGACAAAGUUUGGCUUGCUUGCGAGCGAUGACGGUGGUCAGUAUGAUGACCACAACAAGGGUAAACCCAUUGGUGCCAAAUGCCUAGGUUACAAUUACUUUGUCAAUUUGGUAGAACCUGCCAAUAAGCGUUUUUGUAUCCGAUGCUGCGACUUUAAGGCCGACUGCAAUACUGGACGAUCGCAAUACGGUUGCAUCAACGUUGUGCCUGGAGACUACUCU